Messenger RNA from Hypoxylon fragiforme, 2164 nucleotides. RefSeq names its product WD40-repeat-containing domain protein. The transcript has 5 exons. Lineage: Eukaryota; Fungi; Ascomycota; Sordariomycetes; Xylariales; Hypoxylaceae. Bases 258 to 2054 code for a protein of 598 amino acids. Gene Ontology annotation, molecular function: protein binding. The record is from RefSeq and is a predicted model, not a curated record.
CGUCUAACAAGGCCCUCGCCAAGUCCCGUGUUCGCCCGUGACGCUCGUGCAAUUGGGUCGCGAGGGUGGGAGUAUUUUUUCGCGUACGAAGCUGCAUAAGGGUCAAAAGAAAUCCAACCAUCAAAAAAGAAUUGCAAAUCCGACGUAAUCACGGUCAUUUACCUUCGUCGAGCAAAAUCGCAUUGUCUUAACACUACUCAAUUUCAAAAACGCCGUCUCGCCAUAACUUGUUCGCGCGUCCAUAUAAUUAUUCCACGAUGUCUAUGUACCCGCAUCGCGCUCUGCCGCAAAAUGCGGCGCGUCUUAACGAGCUUCUCGACCAGAUCCGAACUGAGUUUGAUAACCAAGUUCGCAUGAAUGAAGGAUACGAACAGCAAAUUCAACAGCAAGUCAACGAAGCCCAGUUGAUUCGCGAAAAGGUUUAUCAAUUAGAGCAGCAGCAUAUCAACAUUAAGUCAAAGUACGAAGAGGAGAUGGUGAUACUUCGUCGCCAGCUUGAGGCCGCGCGUGGGGGUGCCCCUCAGCCUAGUAUACCUGGUCCGCCCCAACAUGGUGGUCCUUCUGCAGGCCCACCGCCCUCGAUUGGUAUGGGUAACAACCUAUUUAGCGGUAUAAUGACCGGCCAGGGAGGUCAAGGUGGUGGUCUUCCCCCGCAGCCUCCCCCUCAAGAGCAAGCUCCCCCGGGGCCUCAACAGCAUCAGAUGCCGCAGCCGCCUCCGGGACUCCAAGGCCCUCCACCACCACCUCCACCCCCGUCUCAGCAGCCUCCUUUUCAGCCAGCUUACCAAGGACCGGCCCCCAAUGGGUUCCCUGGGCCGGCCCCUCAGAGCACGGCUUCCCCCGGACCGGGCAAGCGUGGUAUCGGUAGGCCUCCGGCUGGAGGGCCCGCCACUCCCCAAAUCAAUACUCCGAUGCCCUAUCCCGGGCCUGGGGCCUCACCUCAGGUAGCAAAUCAUCCCACCCCGGACCAUAGAGCUAUGCCGCCUCACCCUGGCCCAAUGGUAAACAACGCUCUAGGCGACUUGGAUGUUGAACGUCUUCCCGCGCAUGUCAAAAAGACGCGAGACGACUGGUUCGUAAUUUUCAACCAGCACGUCCCGCGUAUGCUCGACGUUGACUUAGUCCACACGCUCAACCACGAGAGCGUCGUUUGCUGUGUCCGAUUCAGCCACGAUGGAAAAUACGUCGCGACGGGUUGCAAUAGAUCGGCUCAGAUUUACGAUGUGGCUACUGGAGAGAAGGUGUGCGUGUUGCAGGAUGAGAAUGUGGAUAUCACUGGAGACCUAUAUAUCCGAAGUGUGUGUUUCAGUCCCGACGGCAAAUAUCUAGCCACCGGCGCCGAGGAUAAGCUCAUUCGCGUAUGGGACAUUCAAACCCGGACUAUCCGCAACACGUUUGCCGGCCACGAGCAGGAUAUAUAUUCCCUGGACUUUGCCCGGGAUGGGCGAACGAUUGCCUCUGGUAGUGGCGAUAGGACCGUGCGACUUUGGGACAUCGAACAAGGCACAAAUAUGCUAACCCUCUCUAUUGAAGACGGCGUUACCACUGUUGCCAUCUCUCCCGACACCAAGUACGUGGCCGCUGGCUCGCUCGACAAGAGCGUUCGGGUCUGGGAUAUUCAUCAGGGGUAUCUUCUUGAGCGUCUUGAGGGCCCCGAGGGCCAUAAAGAUAGUGUUUACUCGGUAGCAUUCUCUCCCAACGGGAAAGAUCUCGUGAGUGGCAGCUUAGACAAGACUAUCAAGAUGUGGGAGUUAUCCACUCCCAGAGGUGUGCAGAAUCCUGGCCCCAAGGGCGGUCGAUGUGUGAAGACGUUCGAAGGUCACAGGGACUUCGUGCUCAGCGUUGCCCUUACUCCCGAUGCCAACUGGGUUAUGUCGGGCUCCAAGGAUCGUGGAGUUCAAUUUUGGGAUCCCCGAACUGGAUUUACCCAGCUCAUGUUACAAGGACACAAGAACUCGGUUAUCUCCGUGGCACCCAGCCCAACCGGUGGCUUCUUUGCGACUGGCUCUGGCGACAUGAGAGCACGUAUCUGGUCGUAUCGAUCAAUAUCUUAAGGGCGAGGGUCCUUGCACGAAUGCCUUCACCUUACUUGAAACGAGCUCAACUCACUCCGUGCGAUACUCAGCUUCGGCCAUGUCGGAUGGCAAAACCAUGAAUAUAAACA